CUUCCCCCGAUAGGGGGCAGUAGCAGCCGGUGAGCACAGGAAAGAUCCACUUGUUUUAUCACUGAGCCGCUAAUCUGUCCAACCGAAGCAACUCUGCCUGCUGUUAUUUGCAGAAAUGACGGAUACAACUCAUAACGAAAUGUUUCGUGCUUUUAUAAAAUCUGCACGAUUUUAGCUCAGAAAUCAGGACAAGAUAAAGGGAAACGAUGCCGCCAUCGGGGCUGUGAGAAGAACAAGCUAGCGUAAAGGCUACAUGAUGGAGUUAGCUUUGUUUGUGUUUAUGAAAAAUGAAGCCGCAGGCGGAAGUAUGUUAGAAAAAGGGAAUAAGAUGAAGACUGGGUGAAGUCCACCUGCAGACUCAGCAUGAGAGAGGACGGCAGAGCUGAGAGGACAUGUGCAGCUCUGUUUGAGGACCAGGACUUUCCCUGUGAGGACGCCUCCCUUUUCUGUGACAGCUCCACGCCCAUGGCCAGGCUGCAGGGAGACAUCACCUGGCGUCGCCCGCAGGAGAUCUGCCAGCGUCCGGCCCUCUUUCCCACCAACAUCAAUGUGGCUCACCCAAAACAGGGUCUACUAGGAGACUGCUGGUUUCUCUGUGCAUGCACCGUCCUGCUCAAAAGACAACACCUUUUAAACAAGGUGCUUCCUCCAGGCCAGCCCCAGUGGGGUGACGCCAGAUACAAGGGCUCUUUUAGGUUCUGCUUCUGGCAGCGGGGACAGUGGACAGAUGUGACCAUUGAUGACCGGCUGCCUUGCAUAAAUUCCACACUCUGCUUCUCCUGCUGCCAUGCCCCUGGUGCCUUUUGGGUAGCCUUGUUGGAAAAAGCUUAUGCCAAGCUGCAUGGUUCAUACGAGCAGCUGUGGGCGGGGCAAGUUUCGGAGGCGCUUGUGGAGUUGACUGGUACUGUCGCUGAGCAGUGGAGCGUGGGAAGUGCAGACGGUUCCGAUGAAGAACCGCCUUCCGAUCAGGACUGUGAUCAAAAGAGGAGAAAGAGGUUCAACCUGAGACUUUUGAAGUCUGUCCAGGAUGACUGCUUUCUAACCUGCUCCACUCACAACACGUCAGAAGGAGUCGGGGAGCUGGGUCAGUACCACGCUAUGACCGUGAUGGAGUGGUUGGAUGUGGAGAGGCUGUCGGAAAGCCAAGUGCAGCUUUUUAGAAUCAGGAAUCCCUGGGGAAGAUGCUGCUGGGGAGGAGCAUGGAUGCUGAGCGGUCCUGGUUGGAGUUCUGUGGACCCUGUUUGUGCUUCAGACCUUCAAGCCAGAGUGUCUGAGGGUGAAUUCUGGUUGGACGAGGCAGAGUUUGUGUCCCAGUUUGAUGACAUCACAGUGGGAUAUCCCAUUAACAAAGAGGGACAUUUGAAGAGCAUUUAUACAGGAAAUAUUUUAACAUUAAAUCACCAGCAGGUCGGCCGCUGGGUUAAAGGCGUUUCUGCUGGCGGCUGUCGCAACAGCAGCAGCUACAUCAGCAAUCCUAAGUUUUGGCUUAAAGUGUGUACAAGAGGAGAGAUACUGGUGUCUUUGCUGCAGCAUUCAAACACGAGGAACACUGAGAAAUAUGCAAGAACACCGCUCAGUGACCGCAAGAGUACAAAAUACCAGAACUACCAAGCCAUUGCUCUUCACAUGUGGAAGGUGGAAAAGAAGCAUUUGAAUCUGAGCCGGUUGUUGAACAAACCUCCCUGUGUUUCUACUCACUGCCAUGCCCAUGACAGAGAGGUGGUCCUCCGUGACCUGCUAGAGCCUGGUUACUACCUUCUUAUUCCCAGCACCUACCAGCCAGGAGCUGAGGCCCACUUUCUUAUGCGGGUGUUCUCCUCCUCUUCCACAUCCUUCACUGCCCUGAAGACCCCAGCUCGAUCACUGCCUUUAUUGACAGACAGUGAGUGGGAGACCACUUACUUCCAGGGCUCGUGGGUGACUGGAAGUACGGCCGGAGGAAGCAGAAACUUCCUCUCUCACAGGCAGAACCCGUGCUUCCCUUUUACGGUGCGUGCUGAGCCGACGGUAAAACCAGGGGUCAAUGUAAGGAUUACACUGCACCAGAGCCGGCCUGACACCGACCUGCUCCCUAUCGGCUUCCACGUUUAUAAGGUACCAGAAGGGGGAUGUGAGCAGAUGUUGAAGGAAGAGGAUCCUGUGGCCAGUUGCCUCCCUCACUGUUACACACAGGCCAUCAGUCUGGACUGUUCCCUCCCUCCUGGUUAUUACACCUUAGUGCCAUCCACCUAUGAACCCGAUUGUUCGGCAGACUUCACCCUCAGUUUGGCUCACAGAGUACACAGGAAGGUGGUGAAAAGUCAAGAAAAACUCCAGAGAUCCAUUCAGGAGGUCUCUCGCAUCUCUGUGAUGCAAAGCUAGCUGUGCCAAUGGGAUGCAGCUCCAGUGAGAUCAGAUCGCCUCCCUGUGCCUCUUGGCCAGCGAUGAAACAACCCAGUCCCGUCACCCAGCCUCGCCACAAAAGCCAUGACGUCAGUGUUGGUGCAUAUAUGUAUUAUGAGUGACUGAGAAGGGAGUCGGAAACACUGCUGACACUCUGCAUUUCUGCGCAACAAGGCACUUGUCAGCGAUUCUGAAAAGUUUGUUGGUGGGAUGGGCUGCUAAUGAAGUAUGACGGGACCGGCUGGUGUAAACAAACAGCCACUACUGAAGAAGGCCGCCUCUGCUCUUUCUCAUUCACUCAGUGCAGCGCCUGCCGGCACAAAACAAAGAGUCCUCUCAUGAAGGUCCUCACAGAAACCCAGAGGGCAAGGGGUGAGGGGAUGGUCUGGAACAGGAGAGCCAACCGAGCCACACCACGCCAUAGCAUGCCAUACUAUCCAUAAGCUUUCUGUGCAUCCUUCGCCUCGUGUGCUUUUAAAACUCAGACUUCUGUUAUAGUCCCAUAGCAGAAACCAACACCAAUGUCAAGCUGACCCAAAGACACAUAGUCUCCAGCUCCUAUCCUGUUUCCCAGACUAGGUCCACAGCUCCGCUUGGAGCUGAACAGAGCCAGCGUUUGAAGAUGCCGAGAGAACGAGUGACAAGCGAAGGGAUGAAAAGGGGAGUGCGGCACAUCAGAGAGAGGCAGAUCAUCUGAUGAAGCCGCCAGUUCUCUCUAUUGAGGCUGAGCAUGUGCAGUGAUGUGUGCCUUAUGGUAGCCAUGUCUGAGUUUCUGCUCAGUCACUGGGGCUGAAAGUGAUCAACUGAUCAAAAUGGUACUAUGUUAUGUUUGUUUUUUUGUUGUCCGUUUUGUAUUUAUGAUGCAUGUUAUUAGGUACGGUGCAAUAAAUAAAUGUUAAAACACAA
Oryzias latipes (Japanese medaka) is the source of this 3288-nucleotide messenger RNA. It is a transcript of the gene capn10, whose product is annotated as calpain 10. Gene Ontology annotation, cellular component: cytoplasm. Lineage: Eukaryota; Metazoa; Chordata; Actinopteri; Beloniformes; Adrianichthyidae. Gene Ontology annotation, molecular function: calcium-dependent cysteine-type endopeptidase activity. Gene Ontology annotation, biological process: proteolysis. The record is from RefSeq and is a predicted model, not a curated record.